Molecule: messenger RNA, 738 nt
Organism: Biomphalaria glabrata
Lineage: Eukaryota; Metazoa; Mollusca; Gastropoda; Planorbidae
Product: mitochondrial translation release factor in rescue-like
Exons: 2
Coding region: 26-640 (204 amino acids)
Biological process (GO): translational termination
Cellular component (GO): mitochondrion
Molecular function (GO): translation release factor activity
Source: RefSeq, a predicted model, not a curated record
AAUAAAUUUAUAUUCACAGACAAGAAUGAAUCUUGUUAAUAAAUUUUGUUUUGAAAGGAACAUCCUAAAGAAUCAGAUGUGCCAUUUAAUUGACAAACUGGCGUUUUUCUCCUCUAUUCGUUGUGAAAGAAUUUUGCAUGGAGCUUCUUAUAAUAGAACCGCAGACAUUGGAACGGCCAUGAACCUGUUUAAUUAUCAUAGACUUUUCAACUUAAAUAAAAUACCUAAUAACAGAUGUCUGAGAACUCAAUUGACCUUUUCCAUACAAUUAAGGAACUAUUCAAUUCGGAGAAAAGAUUUUACGUUUCCUGAGCUUAAGGAAGAAGAUUUGGAAGAAACGUUUGUUCGAGGAUCUGGCCCUGGUGGUCAGGCUGUCAACCAAACAGCAAAUUGUGUUGUUUUAAAACAUAAACCAACUGGAAUUGUAAUUAAGUGUCACGAGUCUCGAUCGCUUGAAGAAAACAGAAAGAUAGCUAAGCUCAGACUUGAGGAUAAACUAGAUCUUCAUCUCCAUGGGGAAGAAAGCUACCUUGGGCAGAUAGAAAAAGAAGAAAGAAUUAGUAGAAAAGAGAAAAAAAAUAGGGCCCAGAAAAAACUUGCAUUAAAAAAAGCUUUUAAAGAAAGAGAAAACUUGGAUUAGAUUUUUAAAAAUAUUUUGUUUUUAUAUUAAUUAGCCCUCAGGAACGCUGAUCAUCAACGUUUAUAUGGAAAUUAAAUUUGAAUUUUAAAAAUUUGCAA